Molecule: messenger RNA, 1962 nt
Organism: Macroventuria anomochaeta
Lineage: Eukaryota; Fungi; Ascomycota; Dothideomycetes; Pleosporales; Didymellaceae
Exons: 6
Coding region: 1-1962 (653 amino acids)
Biological process (GO): DNA-templated transcription
Molecular function (GO): zinc ion binding; DNA binding
Source: RefSeq, a predicted model, not a curated record
AUGACAUCACUUGCUGUUGUCAGAUGUGAUCGUGACGAUCCGUGCGGGAACUGUGUCGACUCUAAUAUAUCAUGCAAUCGAACGGCAUCUACAGCACGAAGCGCAUCUAAGCGAAGGAGAGGACCUGAAACUACUGCCACCCCACAGAGUGUGCAGCGACAUGGACUACAAGCAAGUUUCACGCCUUCGCCGCCCAGGUCGACAAGUGUGCCACAAUCGCCCCCGAUCAUCGAAGCACACGAUUUUAUUCGACGAGAGAUCACAUCUGGCAAGCCUAUGCCUGCUGACCGGCUAGCUGUACUGAAUUCCGCAAUGUCAUUUGUUACUCAUCUCAGCCAAACAGUACAGCAUGAGAAUUUAGCAGGCGCUCGCAGCACACGUGUUGCUGACAUUCUCGAAGGGAUCAGCACGCCAUCCGUGGAAAUUUUGUACUGGAUGCUUUGUGAACUCAAGGGGAGUAACAUCGGCCCGCAUGUCCUGGACUACUUCAAGCACGUCUCGCCAAAAUCGUUGAAGACCAUGGGUCUUGCUUUGAUUAAUCGGAAUGGCGAUAACGAGACCUUGUUGCUCUACUCAAUAUGCGUCAACUCGGCAAUCUUCAAGUUUAUCAACACCGUGUUGUCAGAAAGCGACAUGGGCGGCAUCGAAGAUGGCCUCCGUGACCAGGCCAGCAAGUAUCUACAAAGCGUCAAGUUGGCAAUGAAACGAAUUCACCUUCUUGCGGUACCUUCACUACUUUUCUUACAAUCUUUACUAUGCAGCGCAUUCAUUGCGCAAGGCCAAGGCGACUCGGUGCACUGCUGGGCGUUCAUUUCCGCCGCAUGUAAGACAUGCGAAGACCUAAAUCUCGACGCGCAAGUCAACGCUUGUCAGUUUGAGACCGAAGAUGACAUUGAGUUGUACUAUUGCUACGUGUGGUGUCACAUUCUCGACAAGAACUACUCCAUGAUGUUAGGUCGGACUCAAUGUCUCCUUAAUCACGAAGGCUUAGACUCAGUCUUCUCCUCGCCACUCAACCGAUCACUGUCAGCGCUGCUCUCCACCUACUUGCUCUUCGUACCCGUCCAAGCUAUCUUUAUAUUGGAACUACAUCCUCUCAAAAUCUCGAACAAGAAGACACUACUUUCACGAGUCGAAUACAUGGUAGCUGAUCUGUUGAACCGAUUGCAGCGUGUGCACGCACGCAUUACCGAGCUGCAUGGUCCUUCCGAUUCUUGGAGCGGUCUUCAUAUGGGCACUGAGCUGACCACGAUACAAUUCUCCUAUCAUUCGCUACGGACAUCAAUUCUACGCUCCAAACAGAUCUGCUUGCCGGCCCAACCAUACGUUGAUCACGAUUGUCUCGAGUCGGCGCGAAUGGCGAUGUCAACCUUGCGAGGCAUUCAGGAAGCUGCCAUGACCCUAAUUGACAUCCGAUCCCACAUCGCAUACAUGCAUUGGACUGUACUGUAUCAUCCACUAACACCUUUCUUUGUCCUGUUCUGCAACGUUGUAGCGACAUCCGACUCCAACGACUUUCACACACUCAAACGUGUCACAGAAGAGCUUGAAGGGCUAGUCGAGUUCUCUGCAUCGAUUGCUAAAUUGCAAACACUCUUCAGAUCUUUUAUUGAGCUCUGUGAAGGCCUCGUCUCCGAUAAGCGACAAAAGACAGCCAAAUCAACGGACGACAUCGAGAGUCUUGGCGGCCAUGUACAGCAGCCAGUCAUCAUGGCACCACAGUCGCAAGCAGCAAAUCACACUGCAGAGUUCACCACGCUGAUGGCUCCAAGCGACUCUUACAGCCUGAUGCAGCCAACAUCUACGCCAAGCCUCUUUCUUGACUACACCUUUGCUUUCUCUGCGGACGGCACACCUGGCGCCAUGGAUCCAGGCUGGGGACUUUUCGAUGUACAUCCCACGCUAAACUGGCUUGAUGCAGACUUCUCCUUCUUCGACAGCGAGCUGCAUCAAGAAGGAUGA